This is a messenger RNA of Homarus americanus (American lobster), 3721 nucleotides long. Its product is annotated as zinc finger protein 708-like. NCBI's taxonomy places the organism in Eukaryota, Metazoa, Arthropoda, Malacostraca, Decapoda, Nephropidae. Gene Ontology annotation, molecular function: RNA polymerase II cis-regulatory region sequence-specific DNA binding; DNA-binding transcription factor activity. Gene Ontology annotation, biological process: regulation of transcription by RNA polymerase II. The record is from RefSeq and is a predicted model, not a curated record. Bases 234 to 1199 code for a protein of 321 amino acids. The transcript has a single exon.
UAUAACCUGCCAGAGACUACCCCAGGCUGAUAUAACCUGCCAGAGACAACCCCAUGUUGAUACAACCUGCCAGAGACUACCUGAGGCUGAUAUAACCUGUCAGAGACAACCCCAUGUUGAUACAACCUGCCAGAGACUACCCCAGGCUGAUAUAACCUGCCAGAGACUACCUGAGACUGAUAUAACCUGUCAGACAUUACCCCGGGCUGAUAUAUCCUGCCAGAGACUACACAAUGUCAAGCAGAGAAAAAAAGUUAUCCUGUGAGGAAUGUGGCCAAUGGUUUUUCCUAAAGUCUACUCUUAAGAAACAUUUACUCAUACACAAUGGUAAGAAAGAUGUGGAAUGUGAUGAAUGUGGGAAACAUUUCUCACGUAAGCAGGGUCUCAAGAGGCACAUACAACUUGUACACAAGGGUGUAACAAAGUUCAAAUGUGAUGAAUGUGGGAAGCAUUUUGCACAAAAGAGUUACCUCAGGACACACAAGCUUGGACAUAGUGGUAUAAAAGAGUUUCAAUGUGACAUUUGUGGAAAACAUAUUUCAAGUAAAAAUUAUCUAAAGUCACACAUACUCUUACACAGUGGUAAAAAAGAGUUUCAGUGUGAUGAAUGUGGGAAACAAUUUGCUCAAAAGGUUGGUCUUAAGGCACACUCAUCUGUACACAAUGGUAUCAAAAAAUUUGAAUGUCCUGAAUGUGGGAAACAUUUUGCACAAAAGUGUGAUCUCAAUAAACACAUGUUUGUACACAAUGAUAUCAAAACUUUGGAAUGUGAUGAAUGUGGGAAGUAUUUUGCAAAAAAAGGUGAUAUCAGUAGACACAAACUUAUGCACAGUGGUCUCAAAAAGUUUGAAUGUGAUGAAUGUGGGAAACAUUUUACACGUAAGAGUACUCUCAAGAUGCACAUACUUGGACACAGUGGCAUAAAGGAGUUCAAAUGUGAGGAGUGUGGGAAAUGUUUUUCACGCAAGAAUGAAAUCAAGAUACACAUACUUAGACACUAUGGUAUAAAAGAGUUUGAAUGUGAGGAGUGUGGGAAACAUUUUGUAACUAACAGUGAUCUCAAGAGUCACAUGACUCUCCACAGUGGUAAAAAAAAAAUUAAAUGUGAGGAAUGUGGGAAAUGUUUCUCCUGGAAGCGGUCUCUCAGAGCUCAUAAACUUGUGCAUGAAAAAUGUAAACAGAAUUCAAUGAAUGCUUGAAUGGCUUUAGCAGAAGGUAAAUGUAAUACAUAAACUUGAAUACAGUGAUAUACAUCAAUAUAAAACCACCUGAACAAACUCUAUGAAUGUAGAAAAAAUAAAGAGAAGUGCCACUUUUCUAGAUAUUAAACAGUAAUUAUCUGCUCUUAAGAUGUAAAUUUCUUUUACCGUGGCCUUAGUACUUUACCAUGACAUGAAAGAAUAUUUUUUUAAAUAAACUUGUGUUAGUUGAGGUGUAUUCUGAGUCUAGUAGAACUUGCACAAUAAUUUUGUUAACAAGUAAUGGUCACAGGUAGACCCAGCCAUGUUGAUGCUGUUGACUUCAGUCAUGUCCUGUUGCCACUUAAAACUUUGCAUUAUAUGACAGUUAAACACUUGCCCACCACCACUGGUUGAGCCUUUCCAGUGAGUCUGUGGAUUCAUAUAUAAGAGCCCUGAUGCCUUAGAGGAGCAGCAGUAGGUGUCCAGCUACCAGUAAGAUUUGUGCUAUGAAUAGAAUGUUUACCGAAGGGAUCAAGCACCAAUGUAAGCAAAAUAUGGCUCUAAGUUUGAUUGUCAUAAAGGAGAAAGCUAAAAAAUCCAAACCUCAAAAGUACAUAAUGCUCAAGAAGCCACAGGGUUUAGAUUUAUAAUUUGCACCAAGAUUUGGGCAUAAGUUUAUGAUUUUGUCCAAUCUUAAACUCUUUUGUGAAUUUAUAUGUACAGUAUAUAAUGUAUAGAAUAAUUCAAUUGCAGGUGAACCUUGAUAACCGACAUCCCGUUGUCCACUGAUUCACAUAACCGACAAUUUCAUAUAGGAAAAAUACCCUGCAAGUUUCGUUGAUACCCCAGAGAUCCGACGAUUGGCAGUGUUGGUCUGGUGUGAAUUCUUGCCACCAGAGUGCUGUACGCACUGCCUCACACUCAUUCCCGCCAUCUUUGCUCUUGUUUACACAUACUAUGUGUCUCUGACUUCGUGCUUUUUAUUUUUUCCUACUUAGUGUGUUACUCAAUCAUGCCUAAACACCCCAAUGAUAGUUCCUCUUGUGCUGGAAAACUUUAUGUGAUGUGAUAAGUGUAAUAAGAGUGGUGAUGGACGAGCAAAGUGUGGUAGAGUUGAACUUGCUACCCUAGACUGUCUCUACCAUCCUCAACACAGGAACCGCAUUUUCCGGCAAAUAAGAUGCAUCACCGCAUAAGAUGCACCCUUAUUUUACAAGGAUAUUUUGUGGAUAUUUUUUUUUUUUUUUUUAAUGCUUUGUCACACAAUUAUUAAAAGUGAUUUUAUAGUGGUUUUGUAGGGGAUAACAUAUGAUUUUGUCCAAGUAAAUACAAUAUAUACUGCAAUCAAGUAGGAAAUCAUAUAUAGUUACAUUAUGCUAACCCAACUGUACCUCUGAUCAGAGCAGCUGUGUGGCUUGUUUAUAUUUUGGUCAAGAGAAUUACCUACAGGAUGUGAAACUCGUAUUUUAGAUGAGAUGUUUUGUGGUGCCACGAUUGGCCACCAGGGUGUAGCACCAUCGCUAUUGUUUUGGCGUCAUCGACUCAUUGCAAAUGGCUGAUUGGCGGCUGAACUUUCUGUUAACAUUUCUUGAAUCUUUCUAGGGGCAUUUUUCAUGUAGAUAAUAAACAAAUGUUUCUUAAAGGCAACACAGUCAUUAAAUAAUGUAAGACAUGUAUCUGUUGUGGGUUACGUAUGCUGGGGAAGGAGGUACAGUGAGAUGAUGUGAGCUUCCCUCUGCUGUUAAGUCAAUAUAAGCCAUUAUUUAUGUCUAUGGCAAAUUUGCCAUAAGUUUGUGAUAAUUUGGCUUGUUAUUCAGUACAGUAUUUUAUUAUUAGUAACAUAAUUUUUUUGCUUAGUGGACAACUUCUCGCCCCAGACUCUCUGGCUAGGCACCUCCGCCUAUGAUCCUCGGCCUCCCAUCCGUAAUACGGGCGCAUUAGACGCAGAGUGAUUUGUGAGACAUUUAAAAAAAAAUUAUGCAUCAUACGCCAGCAAAUACGGUAGAUAACUGUCUCAAUUUAUGCCUUACAUUGCUUAUUUAAGGCUUAUUAUGCUUGCAUUAUAUGACUGCUUUAUUUUCUUGCUUGGCAGUGUACAGUACAGACAUAAGUCAAGGGUAGAUGGAAAUUGAAUUUGUUAUAUUCUUAUGGGACCAAUUGCUUCAAUAACUCUUGAUUCACUAACCAGUGACUUUUUCCUGUCCCUAUAUGCGUUGGUUAUCAGGGUAUGCCUGUAUAAGUACUGUAUAGUUGUGGAGCGUGGCUGUGUGUGUGUGGGGGCACAAUCUCGCAUCGUGUCUUGUUGAGUCAAAAUCACCAUUGAAUAAUACAUAAUGGUGAUGUUACACAACCUAACAUCUCAUAAUAAAUCAUUCUUGAUAUUUAUAUUUUAUUUAUCUAUCAUUGUGUUUCUUUGUAUUAUCUUUAUAUGUAUUGUUUAUUGUAAAGGCCUGGGACUUAGGUAUAGAAAUCCCUUACCAGAUUAAUCAGGAUCUUAAUAAAGGAAAGUCAAGGACCAUGGUUUUAUGUGGAAUAACAAA